AUGGAUAUACGAAAGCGUCGGACACCGAUGGAGACGUACUUUGACGGGUUGCAAGAUUGCCCUACAAAACGAACGAGAGCUUUCGAGUUCUACCAGAAAUUGCGCGCUUUCUACAAGAAAAAAUGGAACGCACCGCUGAGGCCACCAUAUGUUCACGGAGUCGAGGUCGAUCUUUUCAAACUCUACGAGACAGUGAUGGGCAUGGGUGGAUGGUUAAAGACUUGUCAAGACGAUAAAUGGUUUGAAGUGGCCGAAAUUCUUGGUAUCACCGAUGAUUGCUUUAUGGGGGAUCACGGAGUGAAGACGUUGUAUCUAAGAUACCUUUCGAAAUAUGAGCAAAACGAGACGAUUGGUGACAUCGAUGACAUGCUCGAUAACGAAUUCGGAAGAACAGUCGCUAGAAGACAGUUUUCCUCUUUUGUGCCAAACGAGUGCCCGAUUUCGAUACCAUUUCGGCGUGAUACUGCUUCGACUUCACAUGAGCCAAAUUACACUCGUCUUGUUCGAUCGAUGAUUUCCGGAUUACCAAAUGAGGUGGACUUUGCGUUGAAUAUUUGCACUCUUUUAUCUCACCCGGGUCCCCGUUUGAUGCGAGUCAGCAAUGCGAAUGGACUUUUGACGUUAUUGGUGGCAGCAACCGGGGUUUUUGAUGAAUAUGAGGAGGAUCUUGCCGCUUUACACAAAGACCUCUGGACGAAAAACAGCGACCAUGAUUUUUUCCGCUUUUGGGCAACUUCGGGCUUGGGAGAUGAGGAAUUGGAGAUCUUGGUGCCUCAUGUCGCUUCUCAUCGAAACAACGAAAGCUUCUCGCUUUUCAUCGGCCUCAAUCCAACGUUCAACCCAAAGGACCCCGUCUCUUGGCGUGUACAGCAAGUUCUGACGAUCAUUCGAAAUCUCUCCUUUGAGUCGGUCAAUCGGGUAAACAUGGCUCAACACUGGCCCAUUAUGAAAUUCCUACUCUGUUGUGCCAAUUGCAAAUACCCGCCAUUGUUUACAAACGCACUGGAUGCGCUGGGCAAUCUCGCUUGUGAUAUUGAGCUCACCUGGGAAAAGCUGCAAUACAGCGCUAAACAUUUGCUGCUUGAGACGAUGAGACGGGGAAUUUUCAGCGAUGAUAAGUUCAAGGUGAUGCGCUGCAUGGAAUUGCUGGGUGGUUUGUCGACGCACGAGAAGAACGAAUCAUUGUUGAGCGAUUUCCUCUCGACGCCUCUUUUCAGUCGAAUCAUUGACAUGCUCGGUGUACGGGAUAUCAUGAUGUGUGUCUAUACGCUUGAAUGUUUAUAUCAGCUUUCCGAGAUUGGUCCAUCCGUUUGCGAGGCGCUCGCCGUGGUGCCGAAUUUGAUCAAAAUUCUCAUCUCAAUGACUACGAUUGAAGCGGUUUCUUUUGGGAAAGAGGGACUUGUCGGCAUGAAAGUUGUCGAAUAUCACAAUCCUCUUGCCGGUCCACCACCAUCACUCUCCAUGCCACAACAAGCACAUCCCGUUACCGCUGCACAGACACCACAUCUACAAGCGACGCCACGAGUCGCCCUACAAGCAGCCGUUCGUCCAACACUGCCCCAGUCGGCCGCCCCAACACCAAUUUUGCAACAAGCCGCCUUGCCGCCAGUUCAAGCACCGGGUCAUGUGCCCAAUCACGUUCCAACUGGACAAUUCGGUUGCGAUCUCAACAUCGAGCGGCUUACUUUCAACUGGAUUCGUCAGAAUUGUGUGUAUCAAGCCGGCUCGUGGACGGCUCGCGGCGAGCUUUAUGCAGCUUAUGUGGACGAUCUCCGUAAUCAUCAUCACUCGCUUUCCGGCUCGCUCAACACUUUCUCUAAUAUCAUGGCAUCAAUUUUCCCCGAAACCGUCUUCAAAAUGGCCGAAUCGUCGCAAACACCGUUGAUGGCCGCGUUGGGGAUACGCUUGGUGAAACCACAUAAACUCGUCACUCAACAAGGGGCAAUGGUCACUCUUGGUGGAGCUCAAACGACAAUGACGUUGAAUUCGAUUAACUGCCAGGUUGGUGGCCCUUCACCCGCAGCAGCUCCACAUCCAUCACCGUCUCCGAGUGUCUCUGCGUAUCCAGUGAUGCAACAGAUGCUUCAACGGCCAAAUGGUGUUCCAAACGGACUGCCGCCAGCCAGGCGUCCGUCACUUGUUUCCGGACCGCCUCCAGCACACUCGACACCGAUUCUGAUGGACUCUAAGCCUAGCCCAUUACCACGUCCACCAUCUAAUCAAGUUUGCGCUACUGUUGUCGAGGCUCGGGAUCUCAUUGAUGAGACGAAACAUGAAACGAUAAUCACUCGAGUGGAAAAUGUGAACUGUUCGGACCUUCAACGAGGAUCAUCUUCACAAGCGCCCGGUGAAAUAAACGAACAAACGGAAGAUGUAAAGCCUGCAAAACUUGAUCAACGAAACACUUCGCGGAACUCAUCUUCUGUGGAACCAGCAGAAACAAAAGAGAACAAAGAAGCAAAGACGACUUCCAAAUCAGCCGAUCGAUCAAUCUCUCGACCGGGUGCCCCCACUGGCGAUUGUAUGUGCGAAUGGGAUGGAUGCGGGAAACUG
Mesorhabditis belari is the source of this 2553-nucleotide messenger RNA. The record is from the annotation of a GenBank genome assembly. NCBI's taxonomy places the organism in Eukaryota, Metazoa, Nematoda, Chromadorea, Rhabditida, Rhabditidae.